AUGCCAAAUUCUCACUAUUUCGAUCAAAAUCCCCCGUUUCCUGAAGAUGUUCCUGUUCUUGAGAUUCCUCGAAUCUCCUUCCAGCAGUUACAAAAUGCUAAUCAUGCGUCAUCUGUGAGCAUGUUUGAGGCAUGCCGGGAAUAUGGGUUCUUCUUAUUGGACCUCAACCAUUCUGACGAGGGGGCUACUUUGCUCCAGGACGCGGAGAAGAUGUUCGAGCUCAUCACCGAGACUUUUGCACUUGGCUCAGAGACAUUGGAAAAAUAUGCUUAUGAUCCUCCACGAGACCUUACUGGAUAUAAGGCGACCGGUAAACUCAAGACGGAUGAUGGGAAAUUGGACUUGAUGGAAAUGUAUACCAUCAACCAAGACGACAUUGUUGGCAACCGCCAAGCGCGGAAGAAUGCAGACUCUAUUGAAAUCCGGCGAAAUGAUAUUGAACAAUUUAUGCGCCAUUCCCAUGCGAUCGUCGCAGCGGUACAAUCUCGCCUAGAUGAGCAACUGGGGAUCAGGUCCGGCACACUCAGCUCAUUGAACACGCUGGAAGAGACAUCAGACACUUCAGUACGCCUUUUGCGUAGCCAGCCAACACCAGAGCUACAAGAUAGCUCAAUCACUUUGGGCGGGCAUACAGAUAUUGGAACAAUGACACUGCUGUUCAAUGUCAUAGGGGGUCUGCAAGUUCUCCCAGCAGGCAAUGAGAAUGUGUUGGGCAAUUGGCGAUACAUUCGACCUAGGCCAGGGUGUGCGAUUAUUAACGUGGGUGACACUACCGUCGAAUGGACCGGAGGGCUUCUUCGAAGCUCCUUGCACCGCGUCAUUAGAGCGCCUGGUGAACAGGGCACCGUACCUCGACAAAGUGUCGCUUAUCUCGUCAGGCCUUGUCACAGUGCAUCAAUGUCCAGGCUGAGAGGGGGGAUAAUCCCUCCACUCAAGGAAGGAGAAGCAGAUGAGACUCGACCGGUUAGCGAUUGGGCAGCAUGGCGGUCUAAACAGAUCAUCUCUGGGGAGCUUAAGCCACAAACAAGAGGUGGAAACCCUAUUGUUCAAGGUUAA
This is a messenger RNA of Penicillium daleae, 1056 nucleotides long. Its product is annotated as oxidoreductase2OG-Fe(II) oxygenase family. NCBI's taxonomy places the organism in Eukaryota, Fungi, Ascomycota, Eurotiomycetes, Eurotiales, Aspergillaceae. The record is from RefSeq and is a predicted model, not a curated record. Bases 1 to 1056 code for a protein of 351 amino acids. Gene Ontology annotation, molecular function: dioxygenase activity. The transcript has 2 exons.